AUAAUCACGACUUCUUCGCCAGAUGGACCAUAGUAUUUCUCAUGAUCCGUGUGAUCUGCUCUUCGCAUAUUGCACUGUUUUUUCUGACAAGUUACAAUACACUAUUCUAGUAUUAAUCAGAAAACAAAUAAGCGUUGAAGGACAAGAUAUCUUAGGUUAUACAAAACGUCCGAUUAAUAUCGAGCGUAAGAAGGCGGCAUUGGAAGUUGGAAGGCUUCGCUGAAUA
This is a messenger RNA of Harpegnathos saltator (Jerdon's jumping ant), 226 nucleotides long. RefSeq lists its product as uncharacterized. The record is from RefSeq and is a predicted model, not a curated record. NCBI's taxonomy places the organism in Eukaryota, Metazoa, Arthropoda, Insecta, Hymenoptera, Formicidae. The transcript has 2 exons. The coding region runs from base 23 to 223 and encodes 66 amino acids.